Molecule: messenger RNA, 2163 nt
Organism: Parascedosporium putredinis
Lineage: Eukaryota; Fungi; Ascomycota; Sordariomycetes; Microascales; Microascaceae
Source: the annotation of a GenBank genome assembly
AUGGCCGCUCCUACCUCCGCCGCUGUCGACCAGCUCGCCAGCGAUCUUGGCAACACCUCUCUCAACGGCAGCGAUGCUCCUGGCGCCCCUGCCAUCAACACCAACGUCUCCGGCGAGCCUGGCCUCGGCCUCCCUCUAUGUUGGCGAGCUCGACCCUCCGUUACCGAGGCUAUGCUCUUCGAGCUCUUCUCCCAGAUCGGCUCCGUAGCCUCCAUCCGUGUCUGCCGUGACGCCGUGACGCGCCGUUCUCUCGGCUACGCCUAUGUCAACUACAACGCCACCAAUGAUGGCGAGAAGGCGCUCGAGGAGCUAAACUACACCCUCAUCAAGGGCCGCCCCUGCCGCAUCAUGUGGUCUCAGCGUGACCCUGCCCUCCGAAAGACUGGCCAGGGCAACGUUUUCAUCAAGAACCUCGAUGUCGCUAUCGAUAACAAGGCUCUCCACGAUACCUUUGCCGCCUUCGGCAACAUCUUGAGCUGCAAGGUCGCUCAGGAUGAGCACGGUGCCUCCAAGGGUUAUGGUUUCGUACACUACGAGACUGACGAGGCUGCCGCCCAGGCCAUCAAGCACGUCAACGGUAUGCUUCUCAACGAGAAGAAGGUUUACGUCGGCUACCACAUCCCCAAGAAGGACCGCCAGAGCAAGUUUGAGGAGAUGAAGGCCAACUUCACCAACGUCUAUGUCAAGAACAUCAACACCGAUGCUAGCGACGAUGAGUUCCGUGAUCUCUUUGCUCAGUACGGCGACAUCACCUCCUCUACCCUCGCCCGCGACCCCGAAGGCAAGAGCCGUGGCUUCGGCUUCGUCAACUUUACCACCCACGAGGCCGCCGCUAAGGCCGUCGACGAGCUCAACGGCAAUGACUUCCAUGGCCAGGAGCUUUUUGUUGGUCGUGCCCAGAAGAAGCACGAGCGCGAGGAGGAACUCCGCAAGUCGUAUGAGGCUGCCCGCCUUGAGAAGGCUAACAAGUACCAGGGUGUCAACCUGUACAUCAAGAACCUCGACGAUGACGUUGACGACGAGAAGCUGAGGCAAAUGUUUAGUGAAUUCGGCCCCAUCACGUCGGCCAAGGUCAUGCGCGACCAGCCCGGCGAGGGCGAGGAAGAGAAGGAGGGCAAGGACAAGGAGAACACCAAGGAGGCCGUCAAUGAGGCCGAGGAGCCCGUCGUUCCCGAUGAGGAGGGUGACAAGAAGGGCGACAAGAAGGGCGAUAAGAAGGCUGGAAAGAGCAAGGGCUUUGGCUUCGUCUGCUUCAGCAACCCCGACGACGCUACCAAGGCCGUUGCGGAGAUGAACCAGCGUAUGAUCAACAGCAAGCCUCUCUACGUCGCCUUGGCCCAGCGCAAGGAUGUUCGCAAGAGCCAGCUUGAGGCUAGCAUCCAGGCCCGCAACCAGAUCCGUAUGCAGCAGCAGGCUGCCCAGGCCGGCAUGCCCGGACAGUACAUCCAGCCCGCCGCCGUCUUCUACGGACAACCCGGCUUCAUGCCCCAGGGCGGCCGCGGCAUGCCUUUCCCCAACCUGGCAUGGGUAUGCCUGGUAUGCAGCCCGGUAGGCCCGGCCAGUUCCCCGGUGGUUAUCCUCCUCAGGGUGGCCGCGGAAUGCCUGGCCAGAUCCCUCCCAACAUGUUUGGCAUCCCCGGACAGUUCCCCCGGUGCCCCUUACCCCCAGGCCAACAACCCCCAGUUCCUCGCCGCGAUCCAGCAGGCUCAGCAGGCCGGUAUCCAGGGCGGUCGUGGCAACGCUCCUCCCGGCGGCCGUGGCCCCAUGCAGGGCAUGCCCCCAACAUGGCUGGCAUUCCUAGCGGGUAACUUUAACCAAGGUGCCGGCCGUGGCCAGGCUCCCGCCGGUGGCCCCGAGGCUGGCAAUGGCAGUGUGCUCCAGCAGCAGCUCGCUGCCGCUGGUGGCCCUGCCCAGCAGAAGCAGAUGCUCGGUGAGCUCAUCUUCCCCAAGAUCCAGGCCAUGCAGCCUGAGCUUGCUGGUAAGAUCACCGGUAUGCUUCUCGAGAUGGACAAUGCCGAACUCAUCAACCUUAUCGAUGAUGGCGAUGCGUUGAAGCUCAAGGUUGACGAGGCCCUUACCGUCUAUGACGAGUAUGUUAAGGGACAGCAGCCUCCUACCGAGGCUGGAGACGACAAGAAGGAAGAGAAGAAGACUGAGGCCUAA